This is a messenger RNA of Ostertagia ostertagi, 318 nucleotides long. The record is from the annotation of a GenBank genome assembly. Lineage: Eukaryota; Metazoa; Nematoda; Chromadorea; Rhabditida; Trichostrongylidae.
AUGACACAGAAGAUUGAGGACGGUGACCAGAAAAAUGCGCCAUUCUCCCGUCUACAGUCAACGCUCGGCACUGUGGGUUGGCCAAUCACUCAGGCGUCGAUGUCCGUUCUCCUUGGGAUCUCUUCACUUGCAUUCGUUGACAGUUAUGUCGUACAAACCUGCUUCAAAACUGUCCUACUUGUUAUUACAUUUGGGACUAUUCAUGCGCUAGUCUUUCUUCCACUGGUGCUGAUGUACUCUCACAAAGCCUACCUCUGCUUAGCCGAUUUAUCACGACGUCGACGAUCUCCAACACAAAUCCAUCCACGAAAGCAACUC